Spathaspora passalidarum NRRL Y-27907 is the source of this 1466-nucleotide messenger RNA. RefSeq lists its product as uncharacterized. Lineage: Eukaryota; Fungi; Ascomycota; Pichiomycetes; Serinales; Debaryomycetaceae. The transcript has a single exon. The record is from RefSeq and is a predicted model, not a curated record. The annotation marks the transcript as partial.
AGAAUCAACCAAAGAUGUUCGAAGCUGGUUUAAUUGUACUUUUCAUUGGAAUAACUUUUUUGUUGUCCCAUAAACAAUGGAGAUCCUUGUUGACCAAGACCUUCAAGUCAAUUGAUAACGAGAAACCUAAACAUACAGAAAAAGAAGAAACCAACUCAAUUUAUGGAAAUGGCGACACCCCAUUACCUGACCCAACACCGUUAAUGAUCACACCAGAACAAGUUGAGAACUAUGAUGAUAGACCAUGGAGACCCUUCAGGUGGCCAUAUCAUCAAACCAUGUCUAUUUUCAAAUUAGAUAUAAACCAUUGGUUAGAUAUGGAUAAAUAUUACAUUCAUUAUAUCAAAGAAAAGGAAAGAAUUUAUAAGAAGUUCGGUGGUGAUAAUUUUGCUAGCUUGCCAGAGGGUAUGGACGCUUGUAUCGAAUUAAUGGAAUGCGUUGCUGAUCAAAUGACCAAAAGAUAUCCCUUGUUAUUUACCAUGUUACAAGAUGAUGAAACUGAUUGGACCAAGGGAAAGAUUAUUAGAAAUGAAAUCACUAAGGAGACCUUAGAUAUGACCAAACCUUUGAAGGAGCAUCCUUUGGUUUAUAUUUCAAAGUUAGCCAAAGAAGAUUUCUAUCUUGUUAAGAAAAAUCCUAAUGACGGAUUACACUAUCUUGUUGCUAUUGGGGUUCCAUUCCCUGGUGGAUCGUUUAGUGUUGCUGCCAAACUUGGUAAGCAUAUUGAUCAGAUUCACGAAGAAGUUCCUUACUACAAGGAAAAGUUAAGAGCAUCAAUGGAAAGAUGGUUUAAUAGAAUGAAACCUAAUGAACCAGUUGAAAGAGCAAGUUGGUAUAUCACUUGGGAUGAUAAGUUGAGAGUGAACAAUGUUUAUCAGUUACCUCAGUUUAGACCAAACUUAGAAGCUGAUUUGAAAUCAGUUGAGCCUAAACAAUACCAUGUUAGAGUUGAAAGGCAAACUUUAAGAAGAUUACCUAAAACCCAGGCAAUUAUUUUCACCAACCAUCCUACUUUCUAUUCGAUUGAAGAAAUGAAAGAUGAACCCAUGAUUCCAAGUUUAAUUAAGAAAAUCAUAUAUGAAGCACCUGAGGCAAUUCUCAAGUACAAGAAUUUUGAAAUCUUUAGAGAUCAUAUUGCAAACUAUCUUGACUCUUUAAUUCAAAGACAAAAGGAAUUAGGUAUCAUAAAUGAUGAGACCCCUUUAAGAACUCAAAAGUCUUAUCCAUUUGCUCAUUGGGUGAAAACUGAUUUUGAUUAUGUCAAUGGUUGGAAUAACCCAAGUCCUUCGUAUAGUAAGCAACAUCGUCAUACUGAAGUAUUUGAUCAAAAUGACUUGGCUGAUAAUGAGUAGAUAGCUUAUGAUAUACAAUUUAUGUCUUUUGUUAACAUAUAGUAAGGUGUUGCUACUUUUCGCAGCAUUUAGUAAAGAAUAUUUCCGAAUUAUAAUAAAAAUCGCAAGUAGUCC